Megalops cyprinoides (Indo-Pacific tarpon) is the source of this 3229-nucleotide messenger RNA. It is a transcript of the gene top1mt, whose product is annotated as DNA topoisomerase I mitochondrial. NCBI's taxonomy places the organism in Eukaryota, Metazoa, Chordata, Actinopteri, Elopiformes, Megalopidae. Gene Ontology annotation, molecular function: DNA topoisomerase type I (single strand cut, ATP-independent) activity; DNA binding. Bases 153 to 2420 code for a protein of 755 amino acids. The record is from RefSeq and is a predicted model, not a curated record. The transcript is spliced from 19 exons. Gene Ontology annotation, biological process: DNA topological change; DNA replication; chromosome segregation. Gene Ontology annotation, cellular component: nucleolus; chromosome.
UUUUGCAGGCUAAGCGCUCUUGUUCAGAAUCACAGUGUAAACCUCUGCAGGAGCCUAAGAUCACAAGUUCAGAGAAGCUUACCUGCCAUCUAAAGGUGGAAUCGGGGAACAGUGAAGUGGAUGUGAUUAACACAGAGGUCAAUGACAGUCCCAUGGAAACACCCUCCUCACCAUGUGAGAACUAUUUAGAUGUAAACAGCAACAUCUUGGUUGUGCACAAGGAACCUGGUGGGGAGAAAGCAAUCAACAAUGCAGCACAUCAUAAGAAAUCUUCAGAAAGAUCCAAAAGUGAAUCAAAGAGUGCAAAAGACAAGAAGCACCAUGAUGGCAAACACAAGAAGAAGGAGAUCAAAAGCAAAGAUGUUCUUGGCACUCUUAAAGAGGAGCUGGUGGACUGCCCAGUUCAAGAGAAUAAUCAGCAGACAGAGAACACCCAGGCUGAAGGUAAAGCUUUGAAGAUGGAGUCAGGGAGAGAUAGGAAGAGCAAUACAAACAAAACCCACAAAGAGAAAGGAGCCAAGGACCAGGGUGGGAAGAGGGGACGCACAGAGAGCAGUAAGGAUGAGAAAACUGAGAAAGGUGAAGCAGAGGGGAAAUCCAGCCAUAAGAAGAAACGGAAAAAGGACAAAGCAGACACAGAUGAACCUAAAAAGAAGAAGGGGAAGCUGGAGGAGGAGAGCAAAAUACAGAAAUCUGACAGCGAGGAUAAAAAAGAAGAGGUCAGACAGUGGAAGUGGUGGGAAGAGGGACAGUCUCUUGAUCGGCAAAAAUGGAAGACCCUUGAGCACAAAGGCCCACUGUUUCCACCGGAAUAUGAACCAUUACCCAAAAAUGUGUCUUUCUAUUACAAUGGAAAGCCUGUCAUACUGAGUUUGGCUGCAGAGGAAGUGGCUUCAUUCUAUGCCAAGAUGCUGGACCAUGAAUACACCACCAAGGAAACCUUUCAGAAGAACUUCUUUGCAGACUGGAGAGAGGAGAUGACAGCAGAGGAACGGGACCUGAUCCGAAAGCUCUCAAAGUGUGAUUUUCAAGAGAUCCAUAAAUACUUUGUGGACAAAGCAGAGGAGAAGAAGGCCAUGACCAAAGAAGAGAAACAGGCUCUGAAGGAGGAAACGAACAAGCAAACGGAAGAGUAUGGCUACUGUCUCCUGGAUGGCCACCGCGAGAAGAUCGGCAACUUCCGGGUGGAGCCCCCGGGACUUUUUCGUGGCCGCGGGGAACACCCCAAGAUGGGCAAACUGAAGAAGAGGAUCCUGCCAGAAGACAUCACUAUCAACUGUAGCGAAGACUCCAAGAUCCCUGUGGCUCCCAAAGGCCACAACUGGAAGAAGGUCCAGCAUGACAACACAGUGACUUGGCUGGCCUCCUGGGUGGAGAACGUGCAGGGGAGCAUCAAGUACAUCAUGCUGAACCCCAGCUCCAAACUCAAGGGGGAAAAGGACUGGCAGAAGUACGAGAUUGCUCGUAAACUCAAACUCAAGGUGGACAUGAUCAGACGGCAGUAUUGCAGCGACUGGAAAUCUCGGGAAAUGAAGAAGAGGCAGAGAGGCGUUGCUGUGUACUUCAUAGACAAGCUGGCCCUCCGAGCUGGUAAUGAGAAGGAGGAGGGCGAGUCGGCGGACACUGUGGGCUGCUGUUCCUUGCGCGUGGAGCACAUCACCCUGCAUGAGGAGCUGGACGGCCAGGAGAACGUGGUGGAGUUUGACUUCCUGGGCAAGGACUCCAUUCGCUACUACAAUAAAGUGCCUGUGGAGAAACGCGUUUUCAAAAAUUUAAAGUUGUUCAUGGAAAACAAAAGCCCAGAGGAUGAGCUGUUUGAUAGAAUCAAUACUACCUACCUAAACAAAACCCUGAAUGAAUCCAUGACAGGGCUAACGGCUAAAGUGUUCCGAACAUUCAAUGCCUCCACCACUCUACAAGAUCAGCUGAACAAACUGACCAGUGAUGAUAUGUCUUUGGAGGAGAAGAUCCUGUCCUACAAUCGUGCAAAUAGAGCGGUGGCCAUACUCUGCAACCACCAGAGGGCAGCCCCGAAGACCUUUGAGAAAUCUAUGCAACUCCUCCAGGAGAAGAUUGCCCAGAAGCAGGAGAAACUGGAUAAAGCGAAGAAGGAGCUAAAAACUGCACAGACCCAGCACAAGGUCGAAAGAACUGACAAGUCCAGAAAGCUAGUAGAAAAGAAGGAGAAGGCUGUGGAGAGGCUGGAAGAACAGCUGAAGAAGCUGCUGCUUCAGAUGACCGAUCGAGAGGAGAACAAGGUCAUUGCACUGGGGACAUCCAAACUCAAUUACCUGGACCCCAGGAUCUCUGUGGCCUGGUGUAAAAAGUUUGGUGUUCCAAUUGAGAAGAUUUACAACAAAACCCAAAGGGACAAGUUUGCCUGGGCUAUCGCCAUGACUGAUGAGGAUUAUGAGUUCUAAUGUUCAAGUGUUUUGGUAGCUGUGAUAUAGGGGAGGUAUAGAAUGCACCUUCUUCCAGAAAAAUGUAAAAGAUACCUACCAUCUUGUCCCUGUCUGCUGUUUUUUUUUAUUUGUUUUUCUUUUACUUUUGUUUUCCUGUUAGACGGCUGAAAUUAAUGAAGCGUUAUUUUCUCUUAUAGUUGAAUUGGGUUUGUUGUUGUCAAUCCUGUUUAGUGAAGUAUUUAAAAUACUGGUCUCAUACCCAGCAGGAAAUCAGUGAUAUUUCAUCAUUUGUAGAGAUCUAGACAUUUUCCCUGCCAUGACACUUUGCUCUUAAAACGAUUUAAGUGCAAUCAAGCUGUACACAGAAAAAUAAAAGGGCACUGUAUCUUUUCUAAAAACUGAAGGCCGGUGAAUAAUGGUCUGGGUCAUUGCAUCUUUGCAUUGCAUUCAGGCUGGCACAUGACGGACGAUUCCGCAAAAGAAAUGGUGCCGGAGCUGAUGCAUUGCCGAGAUGAAACAAAAAUUAAACAACCUGACUGAAGGCCGUGCUUCUGUUUCAUUUCCCCGUCAAAAUGUUUUGUUUUUGCAAGAUCUUAUGGUAGAUAUUCUGGGGAAAGAUAAGACUACAACGUGAACGUAAUCUGAUAAAUCAGUAAGAACUGUUAUCAUAAUUACAGUGAAUCCGGGCAAGACGGAGCUAUUGGUUGAGUAAUUUUUUUCAGAAACAGCUUUUUAAUCUGUAUUCAGACAGAAUUCUCCAGCUAGCUAUGUACUGUGGUUGAUGAGGAGCUAAGUGUUGGGUUAUGUGGAGAUGGUUUACUGUAGUA